AUGUCGCCGAAGCCCUCCCUCCCUGCCCUCCAAGCCCAGAUCAAAGCUCUCACGGGCUGCAUAAUUGCAGCUGGUCGUGGUUCAUGGUGCCCACAACCCUACUCCGUGCUAGUUUGUAUGUGUAUGUGCCCACGGCCACCGAGGCAAGCCGCCGCCUCAAGCAGGCAGUUGGUUAACGACACCGCUGUUCCUAGACAAGGGCCCCGGGAGCCUGUGUCGAACCGCAUUGGCCAGGCCGAGAUUUGGGCGUAUUCGAUGCUGCUUGUAGUCGGAAAGUGCCGUCAACCCUGCCGCCAAGAUAACUGGAUGCUCCCUGGUGUAAGUAUCGCCAACAGCCAAACACCACCCGCCGAACCGGACCCGUUAGGACCCAUUGCGUCCCAGGCUCACAGCAAGGCGAGUUCCUAUUUCGAGGUGCGAGCCAUCCACUCUUUUGCAGAGAAACUCGCGGUGCUUACCAAGGUGGUCCAUCAUGGCGGGGAGAGUCUUGGAGGGGUUAUUGGCAAUAGGGCAAAUCAGUUGGGUUGGCACACCAGGCUCACUAUCCAAGCCCUGUACCAGGAACUGCGCCCAGUUUCACCCUCCAAGGCAACAUCGCGCCGGACACUCAUUCGGAGUGGGUAUCCGAAACUGCGCCAGAGAGGCUCCAUCUCGCCGGAGAGGGCCUUCCAACUGGACCGUUUACUUGGAUUGAAACGAGCCAUGAAUCCUGGCCCAGUUAGUCCCGGCCUUAAUACCCAGCCACCCCAGAUUGAAGGAAGGCAACCACAGGGCUGA
This is a messenger RNA of Ilyonectria robusta, 777 nucleotides long. RefSeq lists its product as uncharacterized. The transcript is spliced from 3 exons. The coding region runs from base 1 to 777 and encodes 258 amino acids. The record is from RefSeq and is a predicted model, not a curated record. NCBI's taxonomy places the organism in Eukaryota, Fungi, Ascomycota, Sordariomycetes, Hypocreales, Nectriaceae.